ACAUCUUAUUGUCCCUCUCAUCCUCGCGAAACACUGCAGAGAAGAUGGGGCCGAAGAAGUGUGGAGUCUGCGAAGAAGCUCAGUCUAAGUACAAAUGCCCCAGCUGCCUUAUACCCUAUUGUUCCCUAACAUGCUUCAAGAAGCACAAAGAAAUUCCAUGUGGAAUACCGCAGCCUUCUUCAGAAGAAAAAUUGGCUCCUACUCCUGCACUGCAUGUUGAUAAACAAUUGUGCGUUGAUGAGCCAAGCGAGGUGCUGAACCAGUCACAACUCGAGUCUGUAGCUUCAUCCAGUGAAAUAUGUGAGGCACUAAGGAGUGAGGAGCUUCAGAAACUUAUAUGCAAUAUAGAUUCUUCUACGGAUGCGGAGUCUGAACUUGAUAAAGCGAUGCAGAAUGAAGAAUUUCACAUACUUGCACAGAAGAUCUUAUCCACCAUCAGUCCUUGAGGUUCAGUUCGUAACCAUGUUCUGGAUUGUAUAUUACGUGGAAGAAGAAAGCCAUUCCUUAUGAUGCAACAAAUAUGCAAAGAGGAAUCUGCUGUGAUCUUCUCUAAGAACGGUUGCUUUGUACAUUAGUGUUCUGUUUGGAUUCUUUUUUUUUUUUCUCCUAUGUUUUACUUUGAAAACUUCUAAGAGCUCAGAAGAUUUAGCCAUUGCCCAUUGGUCAUAUCUUCAACAAUUUCAUUGACUGAAACAACUUUAAUACAUCGAUUCUAUAGCAGUAA
Molecule: messenger RNA, 724 nt
Organism: Ipomoea triloba (trilobed morning glory)
Lineage: Eukaryota; Viridiplantae; Streptophyta; Magnoliopsida; Solanales; Convolvulaceae
Product: zinc finger HIT domain-containing protein 3
Exons: 7
Coding region: 45-446 (133 amino acids)
Biological process (GO): snoRNA localization; maturation of LSU-rRNA from tricistronic rRNA transcript (SSU-rRNA, 5.8S rRNA, LSU-rRNA); box C/D snoRNP assembly
Cellular component (GO): pre-snoRNP complex; nucleus
Source: RefSeq, a predicted model, not a curated record